AUCAAAGGCUACGGCUCGUUUUCGGGACCAAAGGUUGACUAAGAAUAGCAGUUUAUAUGGGCUAUGCUCUUCCCUCGCUUGCCUCGCCCCAAAACCAAGAAAAUCUCUUCGGGGUUCACGCAGUGUACUGGAUCCAAUUUGUGAUUGAUGCGAGCCGAUUUCCCGUGGGGGCAAAAGUGUAGCCCAAGGCAGUCGUGGAGAGACGCAAGAUUACAUUCAUACUGGUGAGCCUUUGCCAAAACACUGCCUCACAGGAUCCAUCCCCGAUAAACCUGCACUGAGCACCGACCGCGUAAUCUAGACAGGUAGUGGACACCUUGCGCGAGGCACAGGGAAAAUUGAGGUUGCCUACCUUACUUUAUUUCUCACCAACUUUGCGGAUUUCAGAACCAAGGGUCGGUAGGUCGGCAUUAAAGAGGUGGUGUGGUGCAAACGUCAUUUGUUGCAGACAAAGAGUGCAAUAACUUUGUAGCUUCCCCCCGAUUUCCAUCCCGCUACGACACCAACUCAUGCCUCGAGGUCAAAAACAGAAAAGACAGACCCUCUCCCGAACAACAGCAAAUCACUAUUGAACUAAAUUCCCGAUCAUUCAUGUCAUCCGUGUCUGUCAAUCCGAAUCUGCGACACUUCAUCUCAUCUUCCUCAGACAUUGUCGUCAACCUGUACUACGUACGAGCCACUCGUCCGUUACCCCGCCCCACAUCUUAAAGUUUGGCCGGGCGCAACCUUUCAGCCUUUCAGGCACAGUGAGGGGCUUUUCCGACCAGCUUUAGCUUGGAGCAGUUACUUGCUAGUGCUACGUAUUGGGGAAGGAAAGCUGCACUCAGUCUUGCUUGAACCAGCUAGAUCGCGUACAAGACACAACAACCAUUCCAGGGCACGGAAAAAGGUAGCGCAAGCAAUAGCUUGACUGCAUGCAGGCGGCAGCCAUUGGAAGUGUGGAAGAAAUCUGCAGAACCUUCGGCUCGGUGACCGAACAGAAACUAACCCUCGACAAUGUCGGAAGCCGGCGAUAGCUCACACAAACGAUCAAAAUCCAAGUCGUCCGCCCGCCUUUCGAUACUUCGUCGAAAAGAACGGAAAAGCGGCGACGAGGACGACGGCAUCUCCGACGACGGCUCCUCCCUGGGCCAAACCCAUCAGUCACGAAAUUCGACUAGCCUCGCGCCACCUCUGACCUCAAGCCUCUCGCAGACAUCUACAACAAUGUCGUUGCAACAAUCCAUCGCUCCUCCCUCCUCUAGGGGACAUACUAGAGUAUCCUCGACAAGUAUUCCAUCCUACCAACAGGGCCCAGCAUCUGCAUCCAAGUCCAACAUGACACUGGUCGACAAGGCUGCAUCCCUAGAACAAUCCGUACGAAAGUUUCGCGUGGUCGAGGCCUUGCGCAACGGCGACUCAGCAUCAAUCUCCAAAGCCAUCAGGGAGUCGGCAGAUGGUGGCCGGCGCGGUAGCACCGUGUCCUUGACGGGUGGGAGUGGGUUAAUACUCGACGACACGACGGUUCUGCAUCUUGCCAUUCAGUGCGCGGAGCUCACAGUCGUCGAAUACGUCCUCUCUGACGGCGCCGGCUACAUUGACAUCAACUCGCGCGACAAGGAUGGAAACACCCCGCUUCACAUCGCAGCCCAGCAGGGCCGCACGCAGAUUGUGCGGAUGCUGCUCGAGCGAGAGGGCAUCAACGAUUCCAUUGCGAACUUCCAGGGACGUCUCCCGAUCGACCUCGCCCGCAACCCUGAUAUUUUCCAGCAGCUGCAGCUGUCACGGUCCAUCUUUGUGGAUGAAAAGGUCAAGGAGGUGCAGCAGCUCAUCGCGGCCAGCGACUAUAAGAAGUUGGAGGAGCUACUCGAGGAGCCCCGGGUCAAGUUGGUCCUCGACAUCAACGGCACCGAAUUCGUCUCCGAUCCGAUCACCUCCCAAUCGGGCGGAACGCUGCUCCAUGAGGCCGCCAGGCGCAAGAACAACAAGCUCAUCCAGGUGCUACUCCUGCACGGGGCUGACCCCUUCCGCAGAGACCGCAAGGGCAAGCUGCCCCAGGAUGUGACCAAGGACGACGUCACCAGGGCCAUGCUCAAGAAGUCACCAGCCGCAGUUGCAGCCCAGCGGGGCAUCCAGGAGAAGACGGUUCUCGGCCAGGCCGCGUCCCAAGGCGUGGCGUCGGCAUCCCCUGGGGACCCGUUGGCAGGUCGCGAGGCUCGAGAGAUGAAGGGAUACCUGAAGAAGUGGACAAAUUACCGCAAGGGCUAUCAGUUACGCUGGUUCGUACUCGAGGACGGGGUGCUUAGCUAUUACAAGCACCAGGACGAUACCGGCUCUGCAUGCCGUGGCGCGAUAAACAUGCGGAUCGCUAGACUGCACAUGAGUCCGGACGAAAAGACCAAGUUCGAGAUUAUUGGAAAGUCGUCUGUUAAGUACACCCUAAAAGCGAACCAUGAGGUUGAGGCCAAGCGCUGGUUCUGGGCCCUGAACAACUCGAUCCAAUUUUCCAAAGACCAACAGAAGGAAGAGGACCGCCAGCGGGCUCGCGACGCUGAGCUACUGGCUCAGGCCAAGGCGGGGCACAACCACGGUGGCUCGAUCGCCGGGGAUGUUUCUGAGGCUGCUAGUGUGGCGGAGUCGAAAUCGAGGACAAGCCUCCAGAUAAACAGGAUGCAGUCAACCGCUUCGCACCGGCCUAGCGAGAUGGGUGCUAGCACUGCUGGUAGCGAGGCUGGAGACGCUCCUGUGAACGACGGGGGAUUUGAGAACGAAGGCGGGAAAGGUACUGGUACAGCGCCAACCAUGUAUGACACUCUUGACGAUGACGACGACGAAGACAACAACUCGAGCGGGGCUGGUGGACAGCCGCCGGUGACCAAGGAUGCGUUUAACAUCACGGCGCAAUCAGCCCGCCUACAGCUGGAGACUCUUGCUUCGGUCAACGCGGCCAUGAUUGCCGAGUCUAGCAAGCAGUCAAGCCUUUCUCUAUCAGACCCACAGGUGACGCAGGCAUUGCAGGCAUACGAUGCGGCUGUCCGUUCACUGACGGGGCUGGUCGGUGAUCUUCUACGUAUCUCGCGGGACAGGGACGCAUACUGGCAGCACAGGCUGGACCGCGAGGCGGACAUGCGGCGAAUGUGGGAGGAUAGCAUGGCACAGGUUGCGCAGGAGCAGGAGGAGCUCAAGGCGAGGGUAGGAGAGGCGGAGGAGAAGAAAAAGGCUGCAAAGAGAAUCCUUAAGGAGGUUAUUGCUUCCGGCGGGCUCGAGGAGAAGGCCGCCGCAGGGUUGGGCAUCGACUCGUCGCCGGCGCUAAUUCAGUCCGAGGCUGUCGAGGUUAAUGCAAAUGAUACCCCUAAGCCUGCAGCUGAUGCAGCUUUUACUCGCGCAAAGUCGCCCGUUCUUAGCAUUCAGCGACGGCAGACGGCGCUUGCGCAGGUGGCCGACUUGUCAGACUCGGAAACUGAGGACGAGGAUGAGUUUUUUGACGCCAUUGAUGCCGGUGAAGUCGAGUUUGAUCCCGCUAUGCCACCCUCUGAGACGUCGCCUACUGAGGAGAAUAACAAAAUAGUUGUCUCCUCCGGUGUCGAUAUCAGCAGCUCAUUCAAGGGUUACGAAAACGGCAUAAGGACGAAGCUCAAGAUUGAGGCUGACAACAGGCCAAAGAUCUCACUCUGGGGAAUUCUCAAAUCAAUGAUUGGCAAGGACAUGACCAAGAUGACUCUGCCUGUCACCUUCAACGAACCCACAUCACUAUUAUAUCGCUGCGGUGAAGAUAUGGAGUAUGCGGACUUACUCGACCUUGCCGCUGAGCGAUCCGACUCUAUCGAGCGGUUGGUGUAUGUGGCAGCUUUUGCAGCUUCCGAGUACGCUUCGACAAUCGACCGAGUGGCCAAACCGUUCAACCCGCUUUUGGGCGAGACGUUCGAGUACGUCCGGCCUGACAAGAAUUACCGUUUCUUCAUCGAGCAGGUCAGCCACCAUCCGCCUGUGGGUGCUGCAUGGGCCGAGAGCCCGAAUUGGACCUACUGGGGUGAAUCUGCGGUCAAGUCCAAGUUCUACGGACGAUCAUUUGAUGUCAACCCACUCGGAACUUGGUUCCUGAGAUUACGACCCAAGUCGGGCGGCAAAGAAGACUUGUACACGUGGAAGAAGGUCACCACCAGUGUGGUUGGCAUCAUGACCGGCAAUCCCGUAGUGGACAACUACGGGCCUAUGGAGAUCAAGAACUGGACGACGGGCGAGGUUUGUCACCUCGAAUUCAAAGCACGCGGGUGGAAGGCGUCGUCAGCGUAUCUGAUCAGCGGCAAGAUUGUGGAUGCGGACGGGCGGGUGCGGGUCAGCCUGGGCGGACGAUGGAACUCACGCCUGUACGCGCGACUGACACCGGGGUACGAGGCGACAGUUGAGGAGCCUAAGAACGCCGACACGGUCGGGGUAUACCGUGGUAGCAUGACGGACACGAACAAGGCGUUUCUGGUGUGGCAGGCAAACCCGCGGCCCAAAGACAUACCGUUCAACCUGACGCCGUUUGUCUUGACUUUCAACCACAUCGACGACAAGUUGGAGCCCUGGCUGGCGCCGACGGACUCGCGACUCCGUCCGGAUCAGCGAGCCAUGGAGGAUGGACGGUACGACGAAGCCGGUGAGGAGAAGAACAGGCUCGAGGAGGCGCAGCGGGCGCGCAGGCGGAAGCGUGAGGAAAAUGGCGAAGAAUUCGUGCCCAAGUGGUUCGAGAAGGCGCGGUGCGAGAUCACAGGCGAGGAGUACUGGCGGUUCAACGGCGGGUACUGGGAAGCCAGGGAGCGGGUGGCCGUCGAGGGAAAGAAGGCGUGGGAGGGCUGCGAGCCGAUUUACGAAGAUGCUUCGUAAUGUGUUGCGCUCGAAAGAAGUUUGCGGGUCAGGCUGUCUUUUGUGCUUUUUUUUUUUGUAAGGGCUUUUGUCUUUGGAUUAGGAGAUGUGUAUACACAGACUCAUUCUCGAUAAUAUCGUCUUGUGAUUAUUUCUUAUCGCCAGUGUUGGCAUUCUAUAUGUUAUAUACGACGGGGGCCGCGCAUGCGGAAGUGUCGGUUAAAAAAGAAAAAAAGAAGAAAACAAUGAAUGACAAACCCUGUUCGGUAAAGACCGGUAUUUGCUUUUCCC
Messenger RNA from Pyricularia oryzae 70-15, 5118 nucleotides. RefSeq lists its product as uncharacterized. Gene Ontology annotation, cellular component: cytosol; membrane; intracellular membrane-bounded organelle. Gene Ontology annotation, biological process: piecemeal microautophagy of the nucleus; exocytosis; endocytosis. Gene Ontology annotation, molecular function: protein binding; sterol binding. The coding region runs from base 997 to 4848 and encodes 1283 amino acids. Lineage: Eukaryota; Fungi; Ascomycota; Sordariomycetes; Magnaporthales; Pyriculariaceae. The record is from RefSeq and is a predicted model, not a curated record. The transcript has 3 exons.